CGCAGUAGGGUUUGCCACUCUCUCUCUCUCUCCCUCUCUCUACAAUUGGCCAUGACGAAGUUUAGGAAGCUAAAUCGUCCCACCGGUCAUCGUAUGUCUAUGCUGAGGACAAUGGUAUCGCAGCUGGUGAAACACGAGCGCAUUGAGACCACUGUUGCGAAGGCGAAAGAAGUCCGUCGUCUCGCUGAUAACAUGGUACAGCUUGGAAAAGAGGGUACUCUAUGUGCUGCAAGGCGUGCUGCUGCCUUUGUGCGAGGGGAUGAUGUCAUUCACAAGCUAUUUACAGAACUUGCCUAUCGAUACAAAGAUAGAACGGGUGGGUAUACGAGACUGCUCCGAACACGAAUAAGAGUUGGUGAUGCUGCACCAAUGGCCUACAUUGAGUUUAUAGAUAGAGAGAAUGAGCUUAGACAGUCGAAACCACCGACCCCCCAACCACCGCAGAGACCACAUUUGGAUCCCUGGACAAGAUCAAGGCUGAGCAGGCAGUUUGCACCGGCCAAAGAGGAAAAAAGUGUGGAGUCUGAAAUUUGAAAUGUGGUGUUGCUGAAUUCUGCACGGAAGAUUUUUGUUUUUGUUUUUGUUUUUUCUUAGCAUGUCGUCACAAUCCUCAAAUCUGAGGCCUUCAAACCUGAAUUGAAAUGCUACUGGGAUUGAAACAGAAAAACCUUGGAAGGAAAGAAAAUAAUAUUUAUUCAACUAUUUCAAUUGUCUGGUGCUUUAGUUUCUAAAUGACAGCACCAUAACUUCUUGUUGCUGUCAGGAAUUUCAAGAGCUAAACAUUGUAUUUUAUAUUCAAAGAUCGAAAUUUUGUACAA
Messenger RNA from Ilex paraguariensis (yerba mate), 818 nucleotides. NCBI's taxonomy places the organism in Eukaryota, Viridiplantae, Streptophyta, Magnoliopsida, Aquifoliales, Aquifoliaceae. The record is from the annotation of a GenBank genome assembly.